Messenger RNA from Lingula anatina, 3253 nucleotides. RefSeq names its product D-glucuronyl C5-epimerase B-like. Gene Ontology annotation, cellular component: Golgi apparatus. Gene Ontology annotation, biological process: heparan sulfate proteoglycan biosynthetic process. Gene Ontology annotation, molecular function: heparosan-N-sulfate-glucuronate 5-epimerase activity. The record is from RefSeq and is a predicted model, not a curated record. NCBI's taxonomy places the organism in Eukaryota, Metazoa, Brachiopoda, Lingulata, Lingulida, Lingulidae.
UUCAAACAUGGCGGCUUCUCUAACCCAUCUCUAACAAACGCGAUUUAAAAUUAUUGACUUUGACAAUGAACCAACUCAAAAUAUCGAUGAAAAAUAUAUUUUAUUUGCCUAAAUUCAAGAUAGCUCAAAUAAAAACAGCUUUGAAUUAUACAUUUUUCUUUGCAGUUUCCCACAAUGCAGCAGCAAAACACAUUUGACCUACUUACGGACUGUCGAACCAAAAAUGAGUGAAUGUGACUGGAAUGAUAACUAAAUUGUAUUUUCUGUUUUUCAGUCGAAAAUUUACUCUUAAACAAGAAGACAAACAGAAAACAACAGACAAUGUGAGGACCAUAAGAGACUUAGUGUAAACCGAGAGAGCCAGGAAGAAAUGUCAGACGCCAUGCGGCUUUCAAGUUUGAAUCGUUUCCGGCAUCCUGCAAUCAGGUUUGCGUUGCCAGUGUUGUCUAUAGUGGCUCUCCUGGUCUCUUUUCACAUGUGUUGGAAUAAGUGUAGUGACAGGGCUGUCCACAGCCCGACUGGACAUCAGGAUGAUAACUUUUAUAGGGAAGAUAGGCCGAUAGGACAAGAUGAAAUAUAUGACGAGAACUCUGAGCAUCUCAACUCAAAUGACCUUGGCAAAGGUCAAGGUCAACAUAAAUCAAAGCCUGUUGAUGAAGUGGAGGAGGAGGAGGAUGGUGGUAGAAGUCAAAAGACGUACAAGGCAAUACAGUGCCACAUUAACGAGGAUUAUAAUAUUCCUUGCAGAAAGGAGGACAAAGAGGUUUAUGUUCCAUUUAGUUUUGUGCAGAAUUAUUUUGAGAUCACUGGCAGUGUUCAGCAACAGGAAGAUGGCGGAGAAGUGUUAAACUGGCUUCACAGUUACUCCGAGAUAAAACAGCUGCGAGAGAAAUACUCAACAAAGGGUGUCUUCAUGCACUUUGACCACUACAAUGUGGAGGUGCGAGACAGGGUGAAAUGUGUCAGUGGGAUGGAUGGUGUCCCAGUGUCCACCCAGUGGGGACCUCAGGGCUACUACUACCCCAUACAGAUCGCCCAGUUUGGCCUCAGUCACUACUCAAAGUUCCUCAUUGACACAGAAAAAGCCAGUGUGACCCAGCGUCUUAAAGACGGGCAGGUUAACCGUGAGCUUUGGGAGGUCCCAGGGGGCGCCACUGUCCACAGCGUAGAGGACGAUGAUAGAGGAGGGCAAGUAGUGGAGUUUAAGAACACUGAGUCCUUUUCGAAGCCAGGGAUUUUCUUUUCACUAGAUGAGACAGCAGACUUUGUGUUAACCUUUGACCUUAAGUUUGAGCACAAUGGCAGCCUGACUGUUGAAGUGAUGACAAAAGGCAGAUCCAAGCAGAAACUGUUCCUAACAUACACGUGUAGUAACGUAUUCAUAGCUGCCUCUGGGAAUAACAUUUACCAUGGAAUAGGUGCCGAUAAAUGUAGAACAUGGCGGACAUUCACACGUGAUAUUGUCACGGAUGUCCAAAAAGGUGCUAAAAUAUUAUGGAAGAAGAAGUAUACUAAAAAACACAUUUCGAACAUAGUGGGGCUUUACCUCCGUGGGCAUGGGUGGAUCGAUAACAUCUCAACCUCCAGCUCGGCUCACAUGGCCCAGUUUUUUGCUGCGGCUGAUUGGAUGCUGAAGGCCCAGGACGAGGAAGGGGGCUGGCCAAUCAUGGUGACUCGGAGAAUCGCAGACGGAACAGUGGAGCUUCCGCCUGGGUGGUACUCUGCCAUGGCCCAGGGCCACGCUAUGUCCACGCUCACACGUGCCUUUCUACGCUCUAAAGAUCAGAAAUACCUGGAUGCUGCAAUACGCGGGUUAAAACCCUUUGAUGUGAAGAGUAAAGAUCAUGGGGUUUUAGCAAUAUUUAUGGACAAAUAUGCAUGGUAUGAAGAAUACCCAACUACGCCCAGUUUAUUUGUUCUCAAUGGAUUUAUUUACUCCCUCUUGGGGCUUUAUGAUCUGAAGUCAGUGGCGCCUGACAACUCUGACGUCCAGCGCCUUUAUUCUCAGGGUUUGACCUCUCUCAAGGCCAUGCUGCCGCUUUAUGACACUGGGUCAGGGACAACGUAUGAUUUACGUCAUGUCACGAUGAGCAGGCCCCCAAACAGGGCGCGAUGGGACUAUCACACCACACACAUAACACAGUUGUUAGUGCUCGCUUCUAUUGAGGACGAUCCUAUUUUCGCUACAAUGGCCAAACGGUGGACUGAGUACACAAAAGGAAAAAGAUCUCCGCAUAAUUGAAAAAUUCCAUGUCAGCACAAUGUAUGGUAAUGACUUGAAGUUUUUAAUCGGGAAAAUUGUGAAUUUUACAGAUACUGUUAUUUUUUUCAGUCAAUUUUUAAAUUUAAAACAUUCUAAUUGAUUUGCAGUAACAAAAUUGAAAAGCAAGCUAGCCUAUAGUUUUGUUCUAUGCUGAAAAAUCACCACAAAUGAUAAUACAGAAAUUAAAUUUUUAUGAUUCUUAUGUUAUGUAUCUGAAGGAUUUAAUUUGAUGAUUUUUGCCCAUUUAAAAUAUCAAGUCAUUACUGUAUCAAUGUUAAUAUGAGAAAUAGUAGCUCUUUACACUAAAGGACAAAUGUGUGUUUGGAGAUGCACAUAAUUUUUGCAGCAUGUUUUACAACAUUUUUUGUCCAGCAAUCUUCAUGGAAUACUGAACAUGAAUUGAUAAUAAAUUUUGAAAAUCCCUGACACUGAACUAUAAGAGGGUAAAUGUACUAUAAGAGAGAUGUUUGAAAUUCUCAGUAUUCAGAGAAACAAAGCCGAGUUAAUCGUGGAACAUAUAAUCAUUAGUCUUCCACAGUGGGAAUCGGGCAUAUUUUUUGUUUCUUUAAUAGGAAAUUUAGCUAUCUAUUUAUGGCCCCAUUCAGAAUAGGGGACUAACUAGUCCAAUGCUCAAAUAUGGCAACCCACUAUAAAGCUUUCCAUCUAAUCCGCUAAUAGACACUGAAUAGACAUCCCGUGGGGAAGUAUUCAAGUGGGUCGGCCAUAUUUUACCCUCAGACUAGUUGGUCCCCUAUUGUGAAUGGGGCCUAUCGGUCUUUCAACCAUUAUUCCAGCAAAAAAAGUAAAAGCUGCGCCAUGCUUAUUUUUAUGUAAAGUAUCCAGUUCUGCAAGGAAGCACAGCAUAGAACACAGCAGCCUUUGUAUUUGGCUAGAACCUGGUUGCAGUUGUUGUGAACCUUACACCCCAUUUCCAUAGAUUAGAUCGACCUAACUUCCUGGGGGUUCACGCUAAAUAGCUGUCAGACGGGC